GUGUAAAUGGCCAGGGGAUUCCCCCAUCUGGCAUUUUUACACCCACGGCGCAACGUACACUGCAUGCAUGCAGUACCGUUACUGCGGCAGCCCGAACACGACACUGUCUAAAGACGUGUCGAGGUCCCCGGGGCAAGCAGUACCGUACACGUCCAAUUUUUCGCAAGCAUGAAGCUGCAUGCACUGUUACUGACUGUUACCGACUACCCAGGCCCUGAAUCUUGAUGUUUAAUGGUGGAUCUAGUUUUGUGGCUCUUGAUGUAGACUAGAAGGUAGAGACAGGUCAAUCGUAACUACUGGAAUCAGAUUAGUGAUAUACUAGAGAACAUUUGUCUGACAGAGACGGAAACCAGCAUCAAAUUCAGCCCUCAGAUGUUGCGUCAAUGUUGUGUUCGUGCUGUUGGGGUAGCGGUGCUGAGGACCUCAGCAAGUCGGUUUGUUCACAUCACAUCCACCCAGCAAAAUCUAACCAGGGUCAUCGUCAAACAGCCCAUUUAUUUAUCAGUCGCCUUUCUUCUGAAAAAGGCCCUCUCCAGAGUCAAGAUGGCAACACCUCCAUACAACCAUGUAACACAGGUUGGUGAUCCUGUUCUUCGUGGGAAAAGUGCUCCUGUAGACCCUAAUGACAUCAGGACUAAAGAGUUCCAAGCUCUCAUUAAGAAGAUGGUGGAAGUGAUGAGGAAGACAGGUGGGGUAGGAUUAGCUGCUCCUCAGAUUGGCUUGGCCCAGCAGGUGUUCGUCAUGGAGUUCACCGAGAAACAUUUCAAGGGAUUUCCUUUAGAGGUCCAGAAAGUCAGAGAGAUGGAAGUUGUUCCCCUCAGGGUGUUUGUAAACCCGACCUUAAAGAUUUUAUCAGAUCAACAGAUCAUUCUGCCAGAAGGAUGCCUAAGUCUUACAGGAUUCACUGCUGCCACACCAAGGGCACAUGAAGUUGAAAUUGAAGGUCUAAAUGAGAAAGCAGAGCCAGUUACUUGGCGUGUCAGUGGGUACCCAGCAAGGAUCAUACAGCAUGAAUAUGAUCAUCUUCAGGGAACUUUAUACAUUGAUCGCAUGGACACCCGGACAUUUGCUGAUCUACAAUGGCCUAAAUGGAAUGAGAAGUGAAUUCAGAAAUGAUCAGUCAGUCAACCUCUGAAGUAGUAUAUGAGCUUUUGCGCUCGAUCUGCCAGUCGAUUGUCGGGUAUCUGCUUUUGAAAGAAACCCCCAGCCUGCCGAAACUUACAUACCUGUUCAGUACAAGAGUCCUUCACCGAAUGUGAUUCAAAGAAUUGACCCGUAGCUGUUGGAGACUGAGCACACAUAUAUAUGCAUGCUUGAGAUUUAUAAAAAUUUCAAAGAUUUCAUUUCAGUCAGUCUCUUAUUGGUUAAAUUGAUUGUGUAUUUUGAAUUGAUACAAACUUCCUUUCUUGCAUUGACAUUAAUUACCCAAUUACAUCACUUUAUUUCCAAUUUGUCGAAUGCCACUUCUUCCAAUUGCCAACUCGUCUACUACCAUUUGGUCUACCAUUUCGUCCACUGACCACAUGGUGUACUUUCAUUUAGUCCAAUGCCAUUCCGUCGAAUAACGAGUUGGUCCAAUAGCCAUUUUGUCCAUAUACCAUUUGGUCUUUAUUAAACUAAAAUGUUAAUUGUGCAAAGUGAAUGAAAAGAAAAUGGGUAUUAGACCAACUGGUUAUUAGACGAAAUGGUAAUAGACGAACUGGUGAUUAGACUAAGUGAUGAUUGGACCAAAUGGUUAUUGGACCAAAUGGUUGUUAGACGAAAUGUUGAUGGACGGAAUGGCAUUAGACUAAAUGAAGGCAGACCAUGUGGUAAGUGGAUGAGUUGGCAGUGGACGAAUUGGCAAUUUACCAUUACAUCUAACUGUUGGUUGCAGUGUACCGGUACAUAUUCUUGCUUCAUUUGCCAUCCUCCUUUCGAUGGGCUAUUUGGCUAUUUUUAUAAUCAUGUCCAAUAACUUAUUGAAUUCCUCAUUUGAACUUUGCAUAUUCUGCAUUUGUGGUGGAAAUACACAUAGUUCAUGAGUCAUAUGAAUUGAUAUGGAAAAAAGAAGCUCCUUCGCCUGUUCAGAAGAUUUUCUACUAUCUACAUUUAACUGUGGUAGUUUUAGAAUAAAGUGACCUAGUUAUUUUAUUUUUCUUACAGAAAAUAUGUUUAGUGUGAGAUAUUCUCUAUACUGAAUAAAAACAUUUCUGAAUGUAUUAUCAUGAAUUGUGAACUAUGAAAGAGUGCAAAUAAUGUUUUAUGCAAAUUAUCUCUGAAACUCAAGUACUAAUGGAUUUUUCUUGCCCCAAAUUUUCCCCUUAAGUAUAAACCAAUCAUAAUCAUGAAUAUGGAGGAUUUUAUUCUGUAACAAUGAAGUGUAAUUUCAUCUAAAGAUAAAUAAAUCAUCAACAAAAUUGACAUUCUUUGGUUCAAUUGAUCUUAAUUUUUAAAAAUGCCUUGGCAAGUUACAUGUGUAGUAUGCACGGGCAGAGCAACAUGUUGUUGUUCUGCUAAACUUUGUAUAUCUUGUAAUGCUUCUUUCAAGUACGUCUUUAAUACGCACUGCCGUAGUAAGUUAUUUGACUUGUUGCAUAACCCUCUGAAUAAUUGCACAUGUACACAAUCCUUUUUAAACCAUCCAAUUCAUCCCUUUAAAGGGGUACUCCGGGCUGAAAAUAUAUCGAAAUAAAUAGAGUAAAAUUCACAGAGCAAAAUGUUGAAAAAUUCAUCAAAAUCGGAUAACAAAUAACAAAGUUAUUGAAUUUUAAAGUUUAGCAAUAUUUUGUAAAAAAAAGUUACAUACAUCAUCAUGAAUAUUCAUUAGGUGGGCUGAUGAUGUCACAUCCCCACUUUCCUUUUGUUAUUACAUGAAAUCAUAAUUGUUUCAUUUUUCACACAUGUGUGAACAAUGUGUCUCCUUUAUAAUGAAAUAAGUUGCAGCAAUAAAUUUCAUUAAAUCAGUUGUCAAUCCAAUUUUUUAAGUUCUUGGUAGAAAAAAUUUGAAAAACCUAAUUUCAUAUAAUAAAAUAAAAAAAAAAACAAGUGGGGAUAAUGACAUCAUCAAUUUGCUCAUUGAAUAUUCAUGAAGACAUGCCUAGAACUGUUUCACUGGAAUAAUGCAAAUCUUUAAAUUGCCAUAACUUUGUUAUUCAUUGUCCGAUUUUAACCAAAUUUUCAGUGUUUUGUUUGUCUGAUUUUUCUUUACCUGUUUGAAUCAUAUAAAUUUCAGCCUGGAGCAUCCCUUUAAAAUGUAAAGUGGUAGUAAGUAAAGGCAUGCUCAAGGCUUUUCCAUUUGCAAUUUUCCACAGGAAAAUGUUCCUUAUGUUUUUUUUAUUGGUUGAAAAUUUCAAAGACAAUUUUUUUUGGUUUAUAGUGGAUAUGUUGAAAAAUAUUCAUAUACAACAAUGGUCCUAAUUAAUGGUCAUUACCGUCUUUGUGAUUGAUUUGCAAACAUUGUGGUAAUGAUGCCCUGAUCUACUCCGAUCAGACACUUCUCCAAUUAACAACAAUUGUCCCAUUGAAAAAGUCAGACGAGAGGAAAUACUUUACAUCAUUCUGAUAGAUAUAAUGACCCUUAUUAUAUAAUUUCCAUUAUCCUCUUUAUUUCAGUGUCUUGUGUGAUUUAUGAUAAUGACACUGACAUUAUGUACUGUUGUCCAGUAAAGAAAGGUUGCUUGAAAUACAUUUCAUUUUGCCUCAUCAACUUUUGUUCAUUUGUUCUGGCAUUCCAGUUUUUUCAUAAUUAAUGUAACUUAAAAAAAAUAUUAUGAACAGUGGCGGACUGUGACCCAGAGGAGACAAAGCAUUGGAGGGGCACAGUAUUGUUCACAAAGAAUACAGUGCCCCUCCAAUCAUUUGUCUCCUUGGGGUCACGGUCCGCCACUGAUUAUGAAGUAAAAUACUAAUUUGUUGCCAGAUUUUACCACUGAAUUUGAAAACAUUGUGUGGUGAUGAUGCCUUCAUCAGGCUUUACUCCGAUUUGCAACAAUUGUCCCAUUGAAAAAGUCAGACGAGAGGAAAUGCUUCACAAAAUUUUGAUAAUUAUAAUGACUCUUGUUAUAUAAUUUCCAUUAUUCUCUUGUUUAAGUGUAUUGUGUGAUUUAUGAUAAUGACAUUAUGGCAUUAUGUACUGUUGUCCAGCAAAGAAAGAUUGCUUGAUUUUGCCUCAUCAACUUUUGUUCAUUUGUUCUGGCAUACCAGUUUUUUCAUAAUUAAUGUUAUAUAAAAAAAAUAUUAUGAAAUAAAAUACUAAUUGGUUGCCAAAUUUUA
Molecule: messenger RNA, 4254 nt
Organism: Lytechinus pictus (painted urchin)
Lineage: Eukaryota; Metazoa; Echinodermata; Echinoidea; Temnopleuroida; Toxopneustidae
Product: peptide deformylase, mitochondrial-like
Exons: 3
Coding region: 373-1104 (243 amino acids)
Biological process (GO): peptidyl-methionine modification
Cellular component (GO): mitochondrion
Molecular function (GO): peptide deformylase activity
Source: RefSeq, a predicted model, not a curated record